AAUCAAUCAUUAUCCCAACUAUUCCUCAUCAACCCCUCCGAACCGAACCCCCCUUUCAACUUAUACUAAAAAAAACACAAAGAAAAGAAGUCAAAAUGUCCAAACAACCCCUCAAACUCCUCAUGCUACACGGCUACACCCAAUCCGGCCCCCUCUUCCACGCCAAAAGCCGCGCCCUAAUCAAACACCUCACCAAAGCCUUCCCUCUCCACGACGUAACAGCAACCUACCCCACAGGCCCCCUACGCCUCAAUCCCGCGGACAUUCCGGGCUACGAACCCUCCCAAGAAACCCCCGCCGAGCCCCUCGAAGCCUACGGCUGGUUCCGGCGCUCCAACACCGCCUCGCCGCCCGAAUACCUCGGUCUCGAGGACGGACUGGCCGCCGUCGCAAAAGUAAUGUCCGAGGAAGGGCCCUUUGACGGCGUGAUCGGGUUCUCGCAGGGCGCGGCCAUGGCCGCUAUGGUGGUUUCGUUGCUCGAGCCGGGCCGGAAGGAGGCGUUUGCAAGGUUUUUGGAUGCGAAUGUUGCGUCGGAGGGGAAGGGUGAGGCGGAUGCUGUUGUGUCGGGGGUGCCGUUUCCGAAGGCGUUUGAGGGGUUGAAUCAUCCACCUUUUAAGUUUGCGCUUUGUUAUAGUGGGUUUCGGUCGCCCGGGGCGCGGUAUCGGGGGUUCUAUGAGAGUCCGGCGUUGCAGACGCCAAUUUUGCAUGUUUUGGGGUCGUUGGAUGCUGUGGUUGAGGAGUCGAGGAGUAGAGCGUUGGUUGAGGCUUGUGCGGGGGAUCCGGAGAAGGAGGGUAAGGUUGUUUGGCAUCCUGGUGGACAUUUCUUGCCUAGUCAGAGGCCGUAUCUGGAUGCUGCGGUGCGGUUUAUUAGGGAGCAGUUGGAGGGUGGUAACAAGAAGGAUGCUGAGGAGGAGGAUGUGAAUGAUAUGGACUUGCCCUUUUAGAUUAUAUAUCUAGAUUUAGAAUAUUUUUACUUUGUCUUUCUCUAUAGACAUCAUGGAGACUAUCUGAUGAUAUACGACUAGCUUGGGGAAAUGGCAAUAGCCGGCGCAGCAUCCUGUAU
Aspergillus pseudotamarii is the source of this 1063-nucleotide messenger RNA. Its product is annotated as alpha/beta hydrolase. The transcript has a single exon. The coding region runs from base 96 to 944 and encodes 282 amino acids. The record is from RefSeq and is a predicted model, not a curated record. Gene Ontology annotation, cellular component: nucleus; cytoplasm. Lineage: Eukaryota; Fungi; Ascomycota; Eurotiomycetes; Eurotiales; Aspergillaceae.